Vidua macroura (Pin-tailed whydah) is the source of this 2191-nucleotide messenger RNA. RefSeq names its product Rac family small GTPase 1 (gene RAC1). Bases 126 to 761 code for a protein of 211 amino acids. The transcript is spliced from 7 exons. The record is from RefSeq and is a predicted model, not a curated record. Lineage: Eukaryota; Metazoa; Chordata; Aves; Passeriformes; Viduidae. Gene Ontology annotation, molecular function: protein kinase binding; GTP binding; GTPase activity. Gene Ontology annotation, cellular component: plasma membrane; dendritic spine; cytoplasmic vesicle. Gene Ontology annotation, biological process: actin filament organization; small GTPase-mediated signal transduction; regulation of cell shape.
GCCGCUUCCUGCACCCGCAGUCCGCCCUCUCCCUCCCCGCCUUGGGUGGUGCCGCUGCCUCGUCCCUGCUCCAGGCUCCGGGCGGAGGCGGCCGCCGCUCUCUGCUCCGCUCAGCAGCAGCCCCGAUGCAGGCCAUCAAGUGUGUGGUGGUGGGCGACGGUGCUGUAGGUAAAACAUGCCUACUCAUCAGUUACACAACCAAUGCAUUUCCUGGAGAGUAUAUACCCACGGUUUUUGACAACUACUCUGCCAAUGUAAUGGUUGAUGGAAAACCGGUCAACCUGGGUUUGUGGGACACAGCUGGUCAAGAGGACUAUGACAGACUACGCCCACUCUCCUACCCGCAAACAGUUGGAGGAACCAAUGGUAAGAAUAUAUCUUCCAGUCUGACAGAUCAACCUAUUGCCGAUGUCUUCUUAAUCUGCUUUUCCCUCGUGAGCCCAGCUUCCUUUGAAAAUGUCCGUGCUAAGUGGUAUCCUGAGGUGCGGCACCACUGUCCCAACACCCCCAUCAUUCUCGUGGGCACCAAACUGGAUCUCCGGGAUGACAAGGACACGAUUGAAAAGCUGAAGGAGAAGAAGCUGACUCCCAUCACCUACCCACAGGGACUUGCCAUGGCAAAAGAGAUCGGCGCAGUGAAAUAUCUCGAAUGCUCAGCACUUACGCAGCGAGGCCUCAAGACAGUGUUUGAUGAAGCCAUCCGAGCAGUGCUGUGCCCCCCUCCUGUAAAGAAGAGGAAGAGAAAAUGUCUGCUGCUGUAAACGUCACCCUCCCCCAGCCCAUCAAAUCUGUGCUUUGCUCAAACAAUGGAGCAUUCACAUGCCAAUUUUCUUCUGUUAUAAAUUAGUUCUCUUCCAUCAGUUCUUGAACCAAUUGACAAUUUCAUGUUUUCAUUUGUUUAAAGUAUGACCCUUACCUUGCAUCCUUCUAAGAGCAAACUCCUGAAAAGACACACCUAUGUAAAGCCUUAUUUUUAAAAUCCUCUUCUUGCUCAAUUAAAUGUUGCCAAACUGUCUGCUGAACUAAGUCGUAUUGUUGUGCUACAAACACUAAGCACUAAACUGUUUUUUAAAGAUUCUUCUUGAAAAUGACUCUAAUUUCUGGUAGGAAAUGCAAAAUCUCUUUCUAGUUUUUCACAGUAAGUAACAGUACCGGGGAAUUAGCAGAACAUUGCGCUCUAAUGUGUUUUAUUCUGAACUGUUUUCCCAGCACGGCCGUUGCCUCAUGGUGCAUCCAGCACCCAUCUCUGGCAAUGACUGACACGCCUGAGUCACAGUGUAAAUGCUUUAUCAUUGGUAAGGGCUUGGUUGCAAUCUAGUUCUUGCUGCUGUGAUUGGAAAAUUAACUAUUCUUACUGAAGUGUAUCUAGUCAUUUUGACAGCGUUGUAUUGUGGUGAAUAAAUGGAAUGUUGGGUUGGAUCAGGAGAUAGUGCCAGACAGUAUUUUGACACUGUACAGCUGACUUACACUACACUGCCAGAGUAGCUCAGCAACCAUUUUCCCAGAGGUGCAGUAGUGGAGAGAGGUUGGUGUUCAUGGGUAAAUUCCUUUGAAUUUCAAGGAGGGCAUUCAUGCAGGUACAAUUCUGAAUCAGUCAUUCCCACUUUUAUGUAGUAAAUGCUUUUCUUGUAGAAUCUCUUCUUAUUGAGCAAUAUAACUUGUAUUUUAAAACCUUCUGAUUGAUAGAAGUUUGCUUUUUUUUCUUUCUUUUUUUUUUAGAGUAGAAUGUUCAAGCAUAUCCUCAUUUUCCUGUUAUUUCUGACCCAGUAAGUUAUGCUUUCUGAGGAGCUUUUAGUCUAUUAACUAGGUGUAAAAAUCAUGUGAAGCAGCUUUACACAUUUUAGUAUUUUUUAUAUUUUAAACCUCUGUAACUGACAAACUUUUCAGCCAUCACUAGUUGCAAAGUCCCCCCACUGUAACAUGACUAAUGCAGCCAAGUGUUCUUUCUGUCACUCCAUGUGCAGCAUCGAUUGCGUAACGGUAACUUGGGUCUGUGAGGUUCUGUAAUUAGUGCUCAUGUUCUGUACCUUCCAAACUGGCAGGAAUAGGAUGUUGAACUACACCCUUUCAACCACUAAAGCAAAAUUUAAAAAUAAAAGUUGCAAAAUUGUGAAGUUUUUACAUUGAUCUUUUGCUAAUGCAAUUGGCAGUAUGUUUUGCAUGUAUGACUUAAUAAAUCCUUGAAUCAUAA